This is a messenger RNA of Diaporthe citri, 1044 nucleotides long. RefSeq lists its product as uncharacterized. NCBI's taxonomy places the organism in Eukaryota, Fungi, Ascomycota, Sordariomycetes, Diaporthales, Diaporthaceae. The record is from RefSeq and is a predicted model, not a curated record. The coding region runs from base 1 to 1044 and encodes 347 amino acids. Gene Ontology annotation, molecular function: NADPH dehydrogenase activity; FMN binding. The transcript has 3 exons.
AUGGCUUCUUCUCGGCUCUUCCAGCCACUCAAGAUUGGCAAAUUGACCUUAUCCCAUCGCGUGGGGCUCAGCCCUUUAACCCGCUACCGAGCUUCGGAUGACCACGUUCCCCUGGAGUUUGUUAAAGAAUACUACGGACAGAGAGCUUGUGUCCCUGGAACUCUGCUGAUCACCGAGGGCGUGCUUAUCUCCCCCGAAGAUGGCGGCCACGCCAACGCCCCGGGAAUCUACAACCAGAGACAAAUAGACGCUUGGAAGGAGGUCACGGAUCUUGUCCACGCCAAAGGCAGCUACAUUUUCUGCCAGCUCUGGGCUCUCGGCCGCGACGUCUACGCCGACGUCGCCGCCGCGGAGGGAAUCAAGAUCGUCAGCUCGGGCAACAUCGGCCUGGACGAGGAGCGCCGGCCCACUCCGCUGAGCACCGUCGAGAUCCAAGACAGGAACGCCAUCGCCGCCGGCUUCGACGGCGUCGAGCUGCACGGCGCUAAUGGGUACCUGAUCGACCAGUUCCACUCCGACCGCACCAACAACCGGGAGGACGAGUACGGUGGCAGCGUGGAGAACCGCUCCCGUUUCGCCGUCGAAGCUGUGAGGGCUGUGAGUGAGGCCGUCGGGCCGGAGAGGACUGGGGUGCGUCUCAGCCCAUGGAGUACCUACAACAACAUGAGGAUGGCCGAUCCUGUCCCGCAGUUCACGGACGUCAUUCGGAAGGUGAACCACCUGGGAAUCGCAUACGUCCACCUCAUUGAGUCUAGGGUAGCCGGGAAUGUGGACGCCGAGGGCUCAGAGAGCCUGUCUUUUGCCUUCCAACAGUUCGAUGGGCCCGUCCUGUUUCCGGACAAAGACAUCGUCGUCAUGUUCGGGAGAUACUUCAUCUCCACACCCGACCUUCCUUUCCGAAUUCGAGAGGGCCUGAUUCCGAAUCCCUACAACCGGGAAACUUUCCAUGCGCCCAAGACAAAGAGUGGUUACAUCGACUAUCCAUUCAGUCAGGAGUUCUCAGCGAGCAUAAAUAACAAGGAAGAGACUAGAAAGCAGAGAUAG